Molecule: messenger RNA, 767 nt
Organism: Rosa rugosa (rugosa rose)
Lineage: Eukaryota; Viridiplantae; Streptophyta; Magnoliopsida; Rosales; Rosaceae
Product: 17.1 kDa class II heat shock protein-like
Exons: 1
Coding region: 144-767 (207 amino acids)
Biological process (GO): protein folding; protein complex oligomerization; response to hydrogen peroxide
Source: RefSeq, a predicted model, not a curated record
UCCACUAAACCCCUAUAUAAACCUCAUCACAAUCCACUUCACAAGCCCCAGGGCUAGAAAUCAAAAACCAAAAUCAAAUCUCAUCCAUAGUACUCCUCACAUUUCCAGCUGCGUUUUUGCUCUCGUUAAUUAGUUUGUAAAACAUGGACCUCAUGAUUCCCCUGAGGAAUAUGGGUGUCGACACCAACCUCCUGGACGCCCUCCACGACCUUUUGGACUUCUCUGACGAGCAAAAUCAGGCGAGCCACCAUGCGCCUUCGCGCCAAUACGUCCGGGAAGCCAAGGCCAUGUCGGCUACUCCAGCUGACGUGAAGGAGACUCAGAAUGACUACAUCUUUGUGAUAGAUGUGCCCGGGCUGAAGUCGGACCAGAUCAAAGUCCAUCUGGAAGACGACAACGUUUUGGUGGUGUGCGGCGAGAGAAAGAGGGAGAAGGAGAGAGACCAGGGAGUGAGGUACCUGAGGAUGGAGAGGAGGCUCGGCAAGUAUCUCAAGAAGUUUGUGCUGCCGGAGAAUGCUGAUGUAGAGAAGAUCAGUGCCGAGUGUCAAGAUGGGGUGUUGACUAUUGUGGUGGAGAAGAAGCCGCCGCCGGAGCUGAAGAAGCCCAAGAUUGUUCAGGUGAGGAUUGGCGACAGCCAAGAAGACCAACAGGGUCAAGGUGGCCAGUGGGGCCAAGAGGGUCAAGGUGGAGGUCAAGGAGACCAGUGGGGUCAAAAGGGCCAAGGAGGUCAAGAGGGUCAGGGUGGCCAAGAUGGCAACAGCCGCUAG